This is a messenger RNA of Pyricularia oryzae 70-15, 3392 nucleotides long. RefSeq names its product UDP-galactose transporter. NCBI's taxonomy places the organism in Eukaryota, Fungi, Ascomycota, Sordariomycetes, Magnaporthales, Pyriculariaceae. Gene Ontology annotation, molecular function: UDP-galactose transmembrane transporter activity. Gene Ontology annotation, cellular component: Golgi membrane. Gene Ontology annotation, biological process: pyrimidine nucleotide-sugar transmembrane transport. Bases 1247 to 2662 code for a protein of 471 amino acids. The record is from RefSeq and is a predicted model, not a curated record. The transcript has 6 exons.
CGGGGAGCUAGCUCUACCGAGUCAUCCAGCUUAAAACUUUGUUGCAGCUUUUGCUCUAUUCCAUGUUGACAAGGCAGCCCUGGCAGCCCAACUCAAUUGGUGUCAAGAAGGGGGGCUAAUCCCUGAUGAUCCGUCGAAGCACUUCCGCUCAGAUGUGGGGUGACCUCAGCCAAGAUUUUGCUUGUACCUGAAUCAAAGGCCAGACUACCAGCUUGAGCUUCCCUGUACCGAUCAUAUUUUUGACUCACAGAUUUGAUCUGCACGAGAGCUUGGCGAGUGGUUGGGCAGGGAGGGAGAAAAAGAAUAAAAAAUAAAUAAAAAAAUACACUUAAGGACAAGGCUGACGCUGACUUUGGCAAAUAUUGCAAACAGCGUAUAGUCCGAGGAGAAGCUCGCAUUCGGGCACUUGAAUUGACGUGUUCAACCCGCGUGCCGAAGCUGUCCGCGCCAAACAAGGACGCACGGUCGGGCGCAUGGAUGUCAAGCAAGCAGUGCAAAUCAACGGGUUUUGCAGGCUGACAGGCAGGGUCAAUCCUAGAUCGCUAAAACCAAAAACGUUCUAAAGCAGCCCUCCACUGCCCGAAUCGAGGAACUUCAGACAAAGACCGGGGCCGCGCAUGCUGCUGCACGAAAAUCGAAGAAGAAACAAAAAAGCAGGAGAGUACAAUUAGAGCCAGGUGGCCGGCUUUUUUUAAGUCAAUUAUAUACACGUUUCAAUCAGUUGGUAUACUACAAAAAAGCAGCGUCCUUGACUGUUUCCUGGUUGGCUUGGUCCCUCGGUUGUUGUCCACGAUUGAUGACCUGCCUUAAUUCAGGGCUGCUUCCCCGGACGCUCAUUGGGACUAUCUGUCAGGGGUAGGCGAGCAGUGACGUGUGGCAUCUCUGGUGGACCGUGACAGCGGAUUUUUUUUGGCACGGUUGGAUUUGGGCAAUGACAGCGCGAUUUGCGCAAUCCCCAUUUCUGCCCGCCAUUUGACAGUGGUCAGAGCCAAAGGGGAAAGAAAAAAAGUUGCUUGCACUGGCACUCACCGACUCUGCAACAACAACUUCACCGUUUAAACGCCUCAGAGACGCCUACCACAAACAGCAAACACAAGCCAGCAUCUUUUGCUUUCGAAAAUAGCGCGCGCCGGCGAAUUGAUUUAUUUAGACCACCUUUGCCCCGGCUUGCCGGUCGCAUUCCCAUCGCUUGAACGCCUCACCACCAAAGUCGCCCAAACCGCAUCAACCUCUCCAAACUGUCACCAUGGUCUUACUGGAGGCGACAGCGCCCGCAAUCAAGGGCCCAGCCCUUUUCGGGAUGCCGAUGAAGCAGGUGUCGCUAAUCACGCUCACAUUUCAAAACUCGGCCUUGAUCCUCAUACUGCACUACUCGCGAAUCAUGCCACCAGACGGUGACCAUCGCUACUUCACCUCGACCGCAGUCUUUCUCAAUGAGAUUAUAAAACUUGCCAUAAGCCUGACCUUUGCUCUCCUCGAGCACUCGCGCAGCUUGGCACCUCAGACCCCAGCUACAGUGCUGUUCGAACAGUUGUACAACUCGGUGUUUUCGGGGGAUGGGUGGAAGCUCAUUAUCCCAGCGGCGCUGUACACGCUGCAAAACACUCUGGUCUACGUGGCUGUGGGAAACUUGGACCCGAUACAUUUCCAAAUUCUGUACCAGCUAAAGAUUCUUACGACCGCCUUCUUCACGGUUGUUAUGCUGGGCCGAUCUUUGUCUGCAAAGAAGUGGGUCUCGUUGGUUAUAUUGACCAUCGGCGUCUCGAUCGUGUCUCUGCCGUCGUCGAGCUCCGAGGACUCGAGACUCAUAAUCCAUGACUUUAGCGACCACUUUUUCCCUCGCUCAGUCCACGAGCUUGGCCAGAUCGCCAACGGCGCGGCCGAGGUCGCGAGAGAGCUCACCAAGCGCGCCUUGGACGAUUUCAACGAGGAUGGUGUCAUUGGUACCAUUGUGAAGCGAUCGGCCACGUACCAGGGAAUUAAGGAGGACCUGGACACGACGCCCAUCAUGAACUACUCAAUUGGGCUCGGCGCAGUGCUGGUCGCCGCGGCCGUGUCCGGCUUGACUGGCGUUUACUUUGAGAAGGUUCUGAAGGAUUCGGCCACGCCCGUCUCGGUGUGGACUCGCAACGUGCAGCUGUCCUUCUAUUCGCUUUUCCCGGCUCUGCUGCUGGUCGUUGUCAAGGAUGGCGCUGACAUUAUCAAGCACGGCCCUCUCGACGGCUAUAACUGGGUCGUGUGGACGGCCGUUGUCCUGCAGGCUGUCGGAGGCGUGCUGGCUAGUCUGUGCAUCAACUAUGCCGACAACAUUGCUAAGAAUUUUGCGACUAGUAUUAGCAUCGUGAUCAGCUUCCUUUUCAGCGUCUGGUUCUUCAACGUCAAUGUCAAUCUGGCGUUCUUGCUAGGGACUUUCUUCGUCAUCCUGGCGACGUACCUCUACAGCGGCCCCGACCGCAAGCGUAGCCGCCCGCCACCUAUCAGCAUCGUCAGCUUUGAGAAGACGACUAUUGAUAUGACGCCUCAGCCGACUUCGAUCGACGAAAAGCGUCUGGACCCGCUAGAUGCUGUCAAGGCCAUGGGCCUGUCGACAUCGCGUCCUGCUUCGCCCUUGCGGCACCAUAACAGGGUUCCCUCUGCCCGAGGCAAGAACCGCGACGAAUGAUGAAAAUGAAAAGUUUCUUUUUUCUGCAUCCUGCAUGCGGUGGUUUUUGUUUUCUCUUUUAUUAUACAUCAACAUCCUUCGUAUAUGGCGACGCGACCAUCUCCAUAGGAUAUAUCGGCACAUUUGGGGGGAAUGAUUGGCGAUUCAGGCGGCAGGCGUUUAAAAACAUUGGAAGUGACAAACAAAGGCUUUUUUAUUUCAUUAGGACGACUCUUGCUUGAGAUACAACCCGGUUGUGAGUUUCUCGGGUCAUUCGGCCUUGGGGGCGCAGUGUCGAGGUGGAUUCAUGACGAGGGCGAGGGCUUGGCCAAGACUAGACCCGAUAAUGGGAACGGUAGCAUGGUCGUUCGUUUAGACUCAGUGGCCAAUUAAGCUGUGGCCCUUAACAGACCAGCUAUGCGAUGGGAGGAGAUACAGCUAGAAGGAGUUAGGAUGCUGCAUGACAGCAAGAUAUUUGUAGGUCUACAGGCCUGACUCUUGAGCCUAGGUUGGUAGCAUCUACAGAACAUCGGGCGUCUAUAAACACAGAAGCUCCUCGAGCUCAUUAUGACUGUGAGAUGGCCUAAUAACGUCAAGACAUCCCUCCCAAUGAAAAUAGAUCAAGGCAAAUAUCAAGCUUGAUGUUAGCAGAAAUGAGCCAAUGUGCAGGCCAAGGCGAGGAAUCCGUAUUUGAACAACCACAAGGCUAGAGCUACUCAACGCUUUUCUAUUUAAAAAACAUAUUACUGUG